GGAAUGGAAGAAAUCAAGAUCCCUUCGCCGUCCGCUAUUUUAGACAUUCCGCCCGCCGUCUCGUCGGCCGGUGCACAUCCCAAAGCCUCGCCUCCGUCCGCUAAAAGAACAGCCACCUUCGGUCCCAACACGAGUCCGGUUACUAACAAGCCCAAACAGUCCAAGAGCCGUAAUGGCUGCAUCACCUGCAAGACAAAGCGACUCAAAUGUGACGAGUCCAAGCCAACUUGCCUGCAGUGCAAAAAGCGGAACGUGGACUGUGGUGGAUACAAAAAGGACUUCAAAUGGCGCCCCUUCGAAGAGACCAACGUCGCCCAGAAAACGGCGGUUGCGAAGUCCAAAAAAGUGUCAUCGUCGCCUCCCUCUCACCGGAGAACCAACUCCGGUCCUGCAGCGCCGCCCGCAGUAGCGCGUUCAACAGCACGGGCGGUAGGCCAGACAACGUCGCCAACCGGCUUGCCAGUGGAACCUAAGAAGCUGUCGAGCCCUGAUAAAAUUUCUUCUAUUCUGAAUGCUUCACCUGGCCAGUCCAGUGGGUCAUUCCCGCAGAGUGACAUUACCCAGUUCGCAGAUGACUUUCUCAGUCAGCACCGGUUAGGUAGCCUGGGGGAGGAUAUCACUGCACCCUCACUAGCAGAGAUCACUCCUUCAGACCAUUCCUCCUGGCUCUCGGACAUAUCGUUUCCAGCCCUAGACCAAGAGACUAGCCCUGACCGAACUACGGUCGCAACGUCUGAGGGGGAUAAUCUUCAAGACCCCGAUAAUUUCAGUUUCGAGGCUCUCCUGGAAAGAGAUAAUGAUGAUAUCGAAGAGAUUGUACGACAGUCUGAUCGGGGCAUGGGACCACCUAUCCCGGGACUUGGGGGGCCGGGUUUCAUGUCGCACCUUCAUAAUAUGAACUCUCCGCCGGAAAUGCUCCAAGAGCCCCGGUUUGGAAUCGCUGCCCCUGAAAUGCUGGUGUUGCAGUUCGACAGAGUGACCUGCGGGAUAUUGUCGAUAAAAGAUGGUGCUCAUGAGAACCCUUGGCGAACCUUGAUCUGGCCGUUGGCCAAGGAUACCCCUGCCCUCUACCACGCUGUCUUUGCUUUGGCCGCGUUUCAUUCCAGCAAACAAGUCCCUGCGCUGAGGGUUCUCGGUGUGGAUCACAUGCGCCAGAGCAUCACCUGCAUGGUGCAAGACAUACAGAACAUGAGAACAGAUGCCGCGUUGGCAACGAGUCUGGCACUUGCCUUCGCCGACACGUGGGAUCAACACACUCGCACGUGUAUCCAGCAUCUCCGCGGUGCGAAGGCGCUGGUGUCGCAGGUCAUCGGGACGGGAUUGCAAAGUGGGAUGAGCGGGACCGAUCUAGAAAGGGUUCGGUUUCUCUAUAACACUUGGCUGUAUAUGGACGUGAUUGCGCGAUUGACGUCCCAUGAGGAUAGCGGAAACGCAGACCUGGAACUAACGGUCCCUCAACCCCCUAGCGAUGCAGUACAUGAAAUUGAUCCUUUGAUGGGCUGUGCCACCACUCUUUUCCCACUCAUAGAUCGGGUUGUUCGGUUGAUUCAACGGGUUCGAAAGACGGAGUCCAACUCUAUCUCGCUUGUCUCUGAGGCUAUCGAAUUGAAGAGGCUUGUCGAGCAGUGGGAGCCCCCUGACUGGUUUGAACCACCUGAGGAUCCAACAUCAGAGGUGCAGCAUAGUAUCCAGACUGCCCAUGCUUACCGCUGGGCAACCCUUCUUUACCUGCAUCAAGCUGUCCCUGAAAUGCCCUCGGAGCCGGCACCUGAAUUGGCAAAGCGGGUGUUGAUUCUGUUAGCCACGGUGCCUCCCAGCUCUCGGACAACAAUCAUCCAGAUGUUUCCCCUGCUGGCGGCUGGGUGCGAGGCAGAGCAAGAAGAGGACCGGGAAUGGGUAAUGAAUCGGUGGACCGCAAUCCAGACCCGCCUGAUGCUGGGGUCGAUUGACCGGUGUAUAGAAGUUGUCCGUGAAGUCUGGACUCGUCGGGAUGCGUUCGAGACGGAGAAGCAGCGACGACAAGCGCGUGCCGCCGGCCGCUCCAACUCCCAAGCCCUACCUCGCGACGCCGUUGGGAAAGACGGGCUACGGCCCGCCGCGGACGAGCGCGCGGUCUCUUCUCGGAUCACUUCCGUAAACACACGUCGAGCUUCGGCAGCAUCGCCUCUUGAGAACAUAGAAUUUGAAAAAACAGUCCGGGGUAGCUUACACUGGGUGAACGUGAUGCAGGACUGGGGCUGGGAAGGUAAGCCUCUUCUUUAUCUUUCACCUUUUCUUUUUCUUUCCUUUUUUUCUCUCUCUCCUUUUCUUCUUUUCUGUUUGCGUUGCACAAAUUUAGCAAGAACUGACAAUUCAUUGUGGUAUCAAUAG
Messenger RNA from Aspergillus steynii IBT 23096, 2370 nucleotides. Its product is annotated as Zn(II)2Cys6 transcription factor. The record is from RefSeq and is a predicted model, not a curated record. Gene Ontology annotation, cellular component: nucleus. The annotation marks the transcript as partial. Gene Ontology annotation, molecular function: transcription cis-regulatory region binding; zinc ion binding; DNA-binding transcription factor activity, RNA polymerase II-specific. NCBI's taxonomy places the organism in Eukaryota, Fungi, Ascomycota, Eurotiomycetes, Eurotiales, Aspergillaceae. The transcript is spliced from 4 exons. Gene Ontology annotation, biological process: positive regulation of transcription by RNA polymerase II.